This is a messenger RNA of Spodoptera littoralis (African cotton leafworm), 494 nucleotides long. The record is from the annotation of a GenBank genome assembly. Lineage: Eukaryota; Metazoa; Arthropoda; Insecta; Lepidoptera; Noctuidae.
CGAACGCAUUUUUCCUUACGUCAUCGAGUGAGUGAGAGACGUUCGUGAUUCAAUGGAGUUUGAGUGAUUUUUCAAUCAGAAGAAUUUUUGUAAUCAGGGAAAAUAAUUCGAGUUACAUCUUUUUUAUUAUGCUUACAAAGUCUCCAAAACCUGCCUAUAAACGGUACAUAACUUGGGGCUUAAAAACUGCAUUGUUAAUUGAAGGAGUUGGACUCGGCCUAUCGUACGCUCUGUGGUACAAGUUGAACACCGAAAGAGAUUUCCGUCUGUACAUGUAUCGAAACCACAACUGGAUAUUAGAAGGUUAUUACGGACUUGGUGAGGCAAUCACUGAAAACAAAAUCCGUGAUCUUGAUCAGGCAGUUUGGAAAAACGAAGGCAAAAUUUAAAUAAGCGUUUGACGAAGGAUCUAAACUCACAGACGCUAGAAGAGUGAGUCAACAAACUAUUAAUGUUUUAAAAGAAGCUGCAAAGCCAGAUUCAGAACUAAAUAA